GUUGAGUAAGAGCUUAUUGACCUGCUGGCUUAACGUGUAUGACGACAGAAUUUUAUAAAUAGGCAAAGUUGUGCAUUUGUUAGCGGCCUCCGUGUGGGCAUAGGAGAAGCCAGUCUGAAUAUGAGUAACUUCAAGAUUUUGUUAAUAUGCACAGCGGUUUCCUAUAUCGGAGCAGAAAUUCAGAUGUUAAUCAACCCCGUUAAUUUGCCUGAGAAUCAGCUUCCUGGAACAGAACUAAGCCGAGCUUAUGACAAAGAUGUGGCUGGGAGACCAAACGCCUACCGCUUUCUGAAUAAAACGAAGUAUUUUGUCAUCGAUGCAAAUUCUGGCAUCAUCACAUCUACAAAAAUCUUUAAUUAUGAAACAGAUCCAACCAGGUUUCUACUUAUAGUUGAUACUGGAGGAGACAUGAGACACGUUUUGACCAUUUAUAUAAAUGAUGUCCCGGAACCUCCAGACUGUAAUAUUGACCCGCUUUUUUCUUCAGGCUCAGCUACAUUUGAAAUUGCUGAGGACCAUCCGCUCUUUCAACCUAUUUAUAAAGUGAGCGCAGCAGAUGAAGACACUGCCCAUGGUGACAGGCUGACAUACAACAUCGAGACAGAGUUAUCUGGGCCAAAGAGGGGAGCAAACUCCUUUGGAGUAGAUCCUGUAAAUGGUAUUGUUAGCUUAAGAGGUGAAGAUGUCUUGGACUUUGAUGCUGGAUAUCACACUUUCCAGCUGUCAGUGAGAGUGACAGAUACAGAAGGUUUGUUCUGUCAAGGGACAAUAAUUAUCAAUAUUAGAAACAUAAAUGAUGAGACACCUCAAUUUGAGCCAUUUCCUAUGGAUUCGAUUAAUGUGACUGAGAAGAAACCCAUUGGUGAUUUUGUCACAAGGGUAAAAGCCACAGACCGUGAUGAAGAUAGCAGCAUCACGUAUUCCUUUAAGACCCAGCAGGAAAUGUUUGGUUUAGACCCAAUCACAGGUAUAAUCACUCUUCUUCAACCUUUGAAUCUUGACAAUCCAAGUAACUCCAGAAUCUACCAUUUGGAAGUUGAAGCCCGAGAUGAUGGUAACAACACCAGCUCGUAUAUGUUCACAGUUUUUGUGGACAACGCUGAUGAUCCUAUUUCCUGUGAUCCAAGUUUUUCAACAGGCCCGGGUGUUUCAGUGUCUGUUGCCGAAAAUAUCCCCUCAUCCGCUUUCAUAUAUGCAAUACUUUCAAGAGAUCCAGAUCUGGGACAAGAGGUUGAAUUUUUAAUAUUAAAUUCUUCAACCGAUGCCACUGCUUACUUUGCUUUGGAUUCACAUAGUGGUGUUAUUUCUAAAACCGUGGAACCACUCUUGGAUUAUGAGACAGAUCCUAAGCUUUUCCAGUUUGUAAUCGCUGUGAGAAAUAGGGACAGCCUGUCUCUGGAGUCAUGUGUUGGCACCAUCACUAUAAACAUCCAAAAUGUUAAUGAUGAGAGUCCUGUUCUGAUAUACAGACCGGAGGCUCCUAUAAAUAUUAAUGAAAAUCUGCCUAUUGGAACAAAGCUGGCCAAGUUCACGGCAACAGAUAGAGAUAUAGCGGAUACAGUAUAUUAUGAAUUCAUAGGUACACAGAAAGAGUUUGCUAUAAAUGAAGACUCUGGAGAAGUCACUGUUGCCUAUCCACUAGACUAUGAAGAUGACACAAUCCCAAAAUCCUGGGUAUUAUAUGUUAGAGUUUACGACAAUGAUCGAACACAUUCAACAACUGGGACACUCACAGUGAUUCUUCAGGAUGUAAAUGAUAACCCUCCACAAUGCUCUCAGGAAAUUUAUGUAAUUGAACUUCCUGAGAACAUCCCAGUUGGCACCUCUUUAGUCUCCCUAAGUUGUACAGAUCAGGAUGGAACUAUUCCGAACAACAAUAUAACUUAUCAGUUGAUUAAAGACACUUUUUCAAACAAAACCUUUACUCUUACAAAGAGUGAACUAAAAAUCGGACCUAUGCAUCUAGAUUAUGAUAGUACAACUUUUGCAGGAAUGGACUUUAAGCACACAUUGUUUAUAAGAGUGUCUGAUGAAGGUUUUCCUGUACUCUCAACCAUCAUUAGAAUCAUAUUAAGAGUGAGCCGUAUAAAUGAACACAAUCCUAUUGGGUCUAUGAUGACAUUUAUGUUCAGUAUAUUUGAAAACAGUCCAGUUGAUUCGCCAGUUGGAAAAAUUACCUAUACAGAUGAAGACUGGCCACGUAGCAAUAUACACUAUACCAUCGUUGGGGGCAACUUUGGAAUACCUCCAAAAUUUUACAUCGAAUCAGAUACAGGGAUGAUAAAGCUGUUGAAUUCACUGGACAGGGAAGCAGCUUCUCAGUAUAAGAUAGCUGUGAGAGUCACAGACAUGGGGAAUGAUGCCCUCCCUGACCCUCUCAGGCAGAGAAGUGCUACUGCUCAGGUGACCAUCCACGUUCUGAAUGUAAAUGACGAGCCUCCAGUAUGCACACCGCCACACGUAGAGACUCAGAUUUUCGCCACCUUUAGGGGUCCUAUCGUUCGCCUCAGGUGUUCAGACAAGGACUCUCCACAGGAUCAUCUAAGCUAUUCAAUCAUAGAAGGAAACAAAAACAAUCAGUUCACACUUUGGAGAGAAGGGGUUGAGUCUCCACUUCUGGCCACCAGGCAAGAUUUCCAGUAUGAUCUAUUAGAAGGAGCUCAAGAUGUAUUGACUUUCCAGUUACUUAUUGAAGUCACCGACGAACUAGGCGGGAAUGCAGCUAGUCAGCUGACAUCCACCACUACAGUCAUAAUUCAUGUGCUUCCCUGGACUACAACACGGCCAACUUCUUCCAUGAAAACAACUACUACAACUCCUAUUACUACCUCUGUCCUAAGGAAGAUCUCAUAUUACUGGAGACCUGACAGCUGGUUUCCAGUGGUGCUCACGCUUGCAGGAGUUCUUCUCGUGAUGUGUCUUUACGCAGUUUCAUGGUGCCUCUGCAAAGAUGUUCCUGCCUGCUCAAGACUAUUUCCUCACUAUCACAGACAUCAACCAAGUCUCACUGAAAAGGAUGCUAUACAGUUACCAAGUGACAGAAAUGUAGUAUCUACUGAACAGCCAGACAAGGGGAUGAGAAGAAAAUUAUUUCAAUGGAAGACAUUUUGACUUUAACCAGAAGAAAGGUUACUAUAUCUCCAUGUCCAUCACUUUAUUUGAAAAGGUCUUUGAAAACACAGCUUUUUAACAAUAAAAAAACCAUCAAGUUUUCCAACACA
This is a messenger RNA of Rattus norvegicus (Norway rat), 3221 nucleotides long. The record is from RefSeq and is a predicted model, not a curated record. NCBI's taxonomy places the organism in Eukaryota, Metazoa, Chordata, Mammalia, Rodentia, Muridae.